UAUACGCCAUUGGAUCAUCAGUGCAAGAUUUGAAAAAAUACAAACAGCGAAGAUUGGAGGACACGAUCCCUGCGGAUAUAUUAUACUCUCAUCCGUUUCUGAUAAGGAGCGAUGUUAAACGUACUGCUGUACAAUACCUAAUGGAAGGUUUACAAGAAUUUGUGGAUGAAAUUUCUAAACAAGAUUUUACCGUAAUGCUUUCAACGAUUCAGAAGAAAUAUCAAGCGAAAUACUGCAACGGAUGUUCCCUGCGCACAUUGUUACCUGCACACACUAGCAUAUCUGUAAUGUGUCCAUUAGGCCAAAAGAACUGCAACUGUAUUGAUAUUGUAGGGAAAAAACCUUGUCCUUCGCAUUUCUGUGACGCCAUGUAUGAUGAAAUUACCAAACGUCAUCGUUAUUCCGAGCCAUCUUGGUGGAACUCAAACGUUGAAAAAUGGUUUCAGGAGCACUGGGAGAUAGCAAAAUGUUUCAUCAGAUACAGAGAUACCUACAUGGGAUACAGAGAUACCUGCAUGUUAGAAAUGUCAGCUGCAGAGACAAGCACUGAAGGUCUCUUAGAUGUUAUUAUUAACAACAAGGAGCUGCAGAAUUCAGUGUGCUGUGAAAUAGACCCUCCGUCUGACAUAUUUUCGCAGACAAGAACAUUCAUAUCAAACGAAGACGUUACUGAUGACUACAAACUGAGGACAAACAUAGAUCAUAUGAUAUCCAUUCUGACAGAUGGGAAAUAUAUUUACCGCAAACCAGCUGCACAAAAAGCUGUGCGAAACCUUCUAAAGCUCAGAAAAAGAGUGUUUGAAAAAAGAGAUUUUUCUUCAUUUCCUAACCCUGUAUAUGACCCGCAGACCUAUGAAGGACAAUCGUUGUUUGAAGACAAAAACUGGUUAUAUCCAAGUCAGCACCAAUCCAUACACUGUUCACCUACAGAUACCUUGGACGUUAAUGUUCAGUAUACAGAUACUGCACUAACUGCAACCGGACUCGGUGAAAAACACGAUGAAGAAGAAACAGUAUGGUCGAAAAGCAAACACAGUGAGGCUGUUAAGUAUCCAUCUGGUUUUCAUAGUCUACGUACUGAACAUUUAGACAUUUCACAAGACACAUCUUCGGAAACAAAAUUUAAUGAGUUACUUUUGGAAGCUUCAAAGUCAUGCAAAACGAUGGAAGAUGACAGUUCAAAAAUAUCUGAAAAGGAUCUGCUUUGUCUUCAAAGCAAAAUCGAAUAUCUGUCCCAAGCUCUCGAAACCAUACAAACGUCAAACAUAGAUACGACUGAACCUCUACAAUCUGACAAAGCUAAAGAACAAGUAAUGAUGUUUCAAAAAGAGUUCAAAAGUCUUAAAGAUCUGCAGAAGAAAUUCGUUGAUAUCAAGACGAAAUUUCUUCGGGAAAUCAUUAUGAAAGAUUGGCAAUACAAGGCAAAGAAAGAAGGUAAGACUCCCUUUUCUUUAAAAAUAAAACUAAUAUGAACCAAACAUAAAUUUAACGGCUCUUUCAGAAACUUCGUGACAUUGUUUUACUUCUAUUUAUUUUUUUGCUUAUUUAUUUUUUGUUGUCUUUUUUAUAUGCAAUAACAGCAGAUGAUAGUCUUUAAACUUUUGUAAGUAAAUGAAUUUCAACACAUAUCUUCAGUGUUUGUUAAAUUAAAUGUAAGGGCCGUUCGGCCAUUUUUGACAGUUCGACUUUGACAGGUUGCUAUGAAGGUAGUUUUGACUCACUGCUUAACAAAACUAAGCAGUUAUGAGAAAGAAUAUCUAGAUACGAUAUCUAAUCACAUUUAGGCUUGGAAUCUAAAACUAUUGUCACACAAUUGUCACUGGCCCUAGCCUCAGUCGGCAUAACUCGGACGAG
Molecule: messenger RNA, 1854 nt
Organism: Mercenaria mercenaria
Lineage: Eukaryota; Metazoa; Mollusca; Bivalvia; Venerida; Veneridae
Exons: 4
Coding region: 141-1472 (443 amino acids)
Source: RefSeq, a predicted model, not a curated record